Molecule: messenger RNA, 474 nt
Organism: Trypanosoma brucei brucei TREU927
Lineage: Eukaryota; Euglenozoa; Kinetoplastea; Trypanosomatida; Trypanosomatidae
Product: calmodulin, putative
Exons: 1
Coding region: 1-474 (157 amino acids)
Cellular component (GO): myosin II complex
Molecular function (GO): calcium ion binding
Source: RefSeq, a predicted model, not a curated record
AUGUCAUUUCCAAAGGAAUGGACCGACACGUGGAAUCUCUUUGACGAUCGCCGCUCUGGCAGCGUAACACACUCCGAUGUGAAACACAUCAUUCGCAGCUUGGGUCGCCGUUACACUGAAGCGGAGUUCAAUGAGUUGCUGCACGACAUCCCCGAUCCGAUCCCAUACCAAUCUUUUGUGGAAAUCAUGCAGAAACCAUAUAAUGGUCCAACCGAAGACGACCUGCGCACAGCGUUGCGUGCAUUUGACGGUAACGACUCGGGCCAAUUAAAACUUUCAGAGCUCAUUACGCUACUCACGUCCCUCGGAGAGAAGAUGCCGGAGGCGGAGGUGAAACAAUUACUCUCAGAGGUUCACACCAAUGAAGAUGGCCGAGUAAAUAUUGAUGAUCUCGCGCGGUUCCUUUGCACUCCGUUACCCACAACACAACCGGAUAUUGCUGAGCUGCAGAAGCAACUGGCGGGCAUCUCUUAA